Molecule: messenger RNA, 9813 nt
Organism: Cinclus cinclus
Lineage: Eukaryota; Metazoa; Chordata; Aves; Passeriformes; Cinclidae
Gene: CNOT6L
Product: CCR4-NOT transcription complex subunit 6 like
Exons: 11
Coding region: 6235-7899 (554 amino acids)
Biological process (GO): nuclear-transcribed mRNA poly(A) tail shortening
Cellular component (GO): CCR4-NOT complex; nucleus; cytoplasm
Molecular function (GO): poly(A)-specific ribonuclease activity; protein binding
Source: RefSeq, a predicted model, not a curated record
ACAGGGCUUGGAGCAGCCUGGGAUAGUGAAAGGUGUCCCUGCCCAUGGCAGGGAGCGGAACUGAGUGGUUUUAAGGUCCCUUCCAAACAAACCAGUCUGGGAUUCUGUUUGGAAGUUUAAGUAUGAUGCAAAUGCUCACGGGAAAGUCUGGGAUAAUCAAAUACAGAAGCAGCUGAACUAUCUUUCAGUAUUCAAAUAGUAUGCUUUGCUCAGGCUAUUAUGCAAACUUUUCCUCUUCUGAGAUUAAAAUGCAAAGUACUAUUAAACACACCCUCUGGAGAACAGGGUUUAUUGCUAUAAAGUGGGGGGAGGGGGUUAACAGAUCCCUUCUCUCUUCUCCUGAACAUACAAGCCCAGGUACUUGGAGCACUAGUGCCUGUGGCCUGUUCAAACUGAAAAGGCUCAUUUAUUGUGCCAGUGAUUGCAAAACAGUUUCCACUAUCGGUGUGUGGUUCUUUCUUUGGUGUUUUUUUUUUCUUUUUCUCCUCCUUUCUUUUAAAACCUUGAGCUUUGACUCAACCAAACUUACCUGUGGUUGAACAAGGCAAGCCUUGUUACUCUAAAGCUGUUUGAAUUAAGUUUUACUGUGGCAGAUUUCUUUGGAUUGUAGAGGGAGAGUAACUGAAGUGUUGCUGGGCUUGGCGUAUUCUGUGGAAGUGCUGGCAGUCUCUUGCUGAAAAGGGAAGUUUUCCAGCGGCCGUGGAAAUCAUCUCAUUUCUUUUCUCCUAGCACAAACUUUGCUUUGAAGGAUGAAAGGGUAUUGAUGAUUCCAGCUGUAUCUUAAGGUUGGCUCAUUGAGAAGACCUCUCCCGAGUUCCUGCAGCGUGCAUGGAUUCAUAAUUCCCGUGUAGUUUUGCUCAAAGAACAGGUCAAUAUCUGACUUGUCUCCAGGUAUUGAUCCUGAGGAGUUGAGUGAGGCACGGUGUUGGCUCACAGCAGAAGCCUGAGCAGUGUCUUUAUAAUUUCUGAGGAGGGACUGAAGGGGUGUCAGAUGAGCCGUGUCAGUAGAACAGCUCUGUCCCUCACUGGUGUCCUCAGAGGGACACCACGUCACUGCCAGCUCCCUCUGCUCCUGCUGCUGGCAGUUCUGUGUCUCCCCAGGCCUAGGAAAACCUCCUGCUUUAAGCUGCAGCCACACAUGGCUGCUUCUCUUCUGUGCCCACAGCCCAGGACCGUGUUUUGUCUUGAUCCAGCGCUGGCUUCUGCCUUCUCCAGACUCGCGGUGACUUCAGCUCCUAAUCCUUUAAGCCACUCUGUCCUGGAUCUCAUUAGAAGCCCAGCACUCUCCAGGGGAUGGAGUAGCAUUGCAAAUGGGUCAUUUCUCUGAAACAGUGCAAGACACUUGUGUAAAUAAAUAAGCACACUGUUUAAACCAACCCUUUGGGGGCUUCUGAUGACAUUUAUUUACAGGCUGGCUGCUGGAAACACUUCUUGCCCUACAUUAGCCCCUUGCAUGCAUUUCUGGUAAGCAGAGCCUUAUUUUGGGGAGCAGGCUGCCCUGUGUUUCCAUGUGAAGCAGCCCCAAGAGCUGCUCUGGAAGCACAAAGUGUAAAAGGCACCUACAGACAAAGGCAGGUAUUGGUCAGUGACCCGAUGUGGAUAUUCAGGAGCUGUCAUGCACACACUGAGGGGCCACAGGCUGCUUCCAACAGGGCAGGAGCUGUUCCUUGGGAGUGAGGACUGACUCUUAACCAAGCACAGCAAUAUAAAGCAGCUGUGUAAUGCUGGGUAGGAUUUCCAUGCAGUAAAAAGUUCAGCUGGUCCCCUAAGUGGGGGUGGGACAUGGAGGAAAAGGAAGGGUGGAAACCUGGAUAUUCUUGUGUUACCUGUGUUUUAAGAAAAGACUGCUGCAUUUAGAGGAGAUGAGGGAACAAGAGGAAUAACUAGUGGGUGUAUGUCAGUGGGACAGUUAGCAUUUCCAUCAAGUGAGUGCCAGUUGGCUCUGGAAUUAAUCAAAUACAGCCCGUUCCCUCCCUUCCCACUCCUCCCCUUGGCUUUUGCUGUUUGCUUCUGUGACUUGUCUGUGCUUCUCUGGGCUCAAAGAGAUAACCUGGAGUCCCCUGGGAAUCCCAGCCCCACUGAAUUAACCUUUCUUACCUUUCCCUAUCCCCAGCUUGAAUUUCCUUGUGCUCUGUGUCAGGCUUUCCUCAGAGAUUUUCAAAUCUCUUCAAAUAUUGUUUUCUAAUUGUUGGGGGUUUUUUUAAUUAAAAAAAAAAACAGUAAAUGAAAAACAUGAUGAGGCAUUUAUGUUUGAUUCCCUGCUAAUCUCUGUCCCCAGUCAGGGUACUUGGAGUAAGAAGCUGGAAAUACACAGUACCUAGGCUGGAAGACUCGGGGUGCUCAUUGAAUUCUUGGGAAAGGCAGUGUACACAGAGAUGGCUGGACAUACUCCUGCAGGAAAGCACCAUGAAAAAAAAAGCUCAGUUCCAUGCAAAAGACCAUCAGAAUUCCCCAUUCUCCAAUAUUUUCUUGCUGGGAUAUACACUAGAUCCUGUGUAUAUGGAUAUAGAAAAUAGUUUACCUUAAACUAACACAUCUGUGCAUACCCCAGUCUUGGCACGUUUCUUUAAAUCCCCUUUACAUACCCUUGGACAAGCACUUGGCUUUCCUCCCCCAUCCCCAGAGUACUCCAAGCCAGUUUUUGUGUUUGUGGGAACUGUGCUUCCCUUCUCUGAAAUGGGGAGACUUUUAUCACACUCUCCUAAAAAAGCAGAGCAGUGCAGACGAGCAGCCUCUUCCUCUCCCCCGUUUACAGCCACUCAGGCCUGAUUACAAAACACGUAAAUAGACAUUUAGACGAGCAGAUAAAAAUGGUGCUGUUUGCCAGCUUUCAGCCCAGCUUCCCAAGGCUGGACAACGUGUGUGUACACAUGAGCACACCCCAUCAGCCAGCAGGAUUUCUCCUUCCUGGGAGGGAUCACCAGAUGGAAGGGGAUGGACUGUCAGCUGUGCUCAGAGCAAUCAAGAGCCACUCUGGGCUGGCUGCUGGAUUGUUUCCAAAAUGCUUUGGCAGUUUGACUCAUCCAUAUACCAUGGCUGGGGAUAAAAAAAAAAAAAAAAAGGAAUCACAGAGAAUGUCACUGGGUUUGGAGCUGUGCCAAACAUCCAUGAGCACAGGGCUGCAGCAGGAUGCAGGCACAGCUCUUUUCCAUUUGUUUCCUCAUUUAUGCAUUGAGGUAUGAAAGAACUUAAACAAAACAUCUUAUGGUCAAUGUAGUUUAAGAAAUGCAUCUUCUGCACUCUUUGGGGAAGGGACUGUGUGUUUGAAGCCCAGAAGUUCCUGCUGUUUGUUGCCCAGAAAACAUUUCUUCCUAUUAAAAGCCUCUGCUGCAACCCAGUAGCUCCACUUAUCCUCUCUCACACUCUUCACACCUUCAGUAGCAUUCCAUUAUUCGUUUUUUAUCUCCAGGCUCUAAAUGAUACUCAGCAUGCCUCAUACACCAAAAAAAAAAAAAAAAAAAAAAAAAAAACAACAAAAAAACAAAAAAAAACCACCAUAAAACCCCAAAAUUCCAAGGAAAAGGCAGGCACAGACCUGCUGGUGGAAACACAGUACCUGCCCCUGGUCCUUUAUAUCCACCUCAGAGAGCUGCUUAGGCUCACUCAGGAUCCCACCUGGGGUUCUAACUGAAUAAUCCUGCUCUGCCAGUCACCUCUGGGUUUUUGGGGAUGGACUUGGACCCAAAGAGUUACUUGAGGAACCCCCAGGCUCCUAAAUAAAUAUUGUCCUUAAAUAUUGCUCCUAAAUAUCGUUCUGAGUAACACCCUGAUGUCCUUACCUCCAGGUUUUCUUCAGUUUACACAAAACCAGGAAGAGAUUCUGUGUUUAAUUUACACAAAAUCAGGGUCACACUAUUUAAGUUUACAGGGUCAGAUCUGUAGCUGAGAUCAAGAUUUAGCAGCUUCAGAAGUUCUCCAAGGGAAGCCUCCAGGAGAGAAGCCUGCCAAAAUGUGCACUGAUGUACAUUGGAUUUUGGGGCUAACAGAUUCAGGAAGCUCAGUGUAGCUCUCUGAAGACUGAGCAAAACCAGGUUGGGAUUUCUGGAUAUUGUUUUAGUUCCAGGACAAGGAGAGUGGGAGAUAGCAAUGGCAGGAGUUGGGAACCCAGGCAGAAUUCAUUUUUUGCCUAAGAAAAAAAUUACACACUGUGACUUUCAAACCUUGCUCAAUGUUGCUGUGAUACAGAAGGAGGAAAAAAAAAAGUGCAUUUGAUUUAGGUUUGUUUUCCCCUUUCUGUAACUGUGGCAAUGACACUGCUGCCUGUUUGACUCACCACUAUUUCAAAGCAAUAUUGAAGUGACUAACAACUGAAAAAUGUGCGUGUCCUUCGCCUCCCAGCUCAGGGCUCACUUCUCUGGAAGGCCCCUGAUGGCCACACAUCCCUCUACAAGGGCCAGAGCACUCCUCUUAAUGAGCCAUAUUUCAGCAUGGUUUAAUUGGGUGCCCCGCUGAGGAGCAGCCCUGGAGCUUUCAGACGGUGUCAGGGGGUCACUGUUCAUCUGUGGACUGGUGAGGAUGGGCAGGGGGUGGCUCAGGUGGUCUCAGCACCAUGGUUUUAAGGACUUAUCACAGAGCACUCACUCAAGUCCUGGAUUUCGGACAGCAGAGUUUGUCGUAUCUUGGCUCCAGGUGUCAUGGAGGUACAGAUCAGUUUAAGAUCUGACAGAUUAAACAGCAAGGGCAGGUGGAAUAGAGUUCUUGUGGCCUGGCAGGGACUGUGAGGAGUCUGUUCAAGUGCUCCCUGCUUUCACGCUGGCACUUGAAGAGCAAAGAUAAAUCCAGCAAAAUCCAAGCGCCAGAGAUCUGUCACUCCCAAAACGCAGCCUGCUCAUGUAGAAGGGAAGGACCGUUCUGAUUUUGGGGUUCUGGGACAAAGAUUGAAGGAUUUCAGGUCUAAUCCCUUGUCCUUAAGUAACUGGUACCUUCAUGGCCCCGUGCCAGGCAGGGUGAGCACAGAAUCCUCUUAUCCCAGAGCUCUGCUGGCUGUGUGACUUCACCUGGAAAUGGCAGGGGGCUGUAAUUAGAUGUGGGGCUCACAUUUGCUCCUGCAGUUUCCUUGGGUGUUUGUCAGGGAAGGAAGCAGCAGUCCUGUAACUGAGACCCUUGGCAGGGGACAGCCCUGACAGCUCCUGCUCCGUGCUGGAAUGCUGGUCUGGCUCCCAGCAUCAGCUGGAAAAUACUGCAGGACUUGACCCUCGUGAAGGGAGAGUGGGAUCUUGGGUUAGCUGGACUGGCUGAACAAAACCCUCAGCCUGUUACCUCGAAUUCAGGGUGGAGCUGUUUGAAGAGCUUCACAGCUACUGCAGCAGACUGUAGAGGAGACAUCUCUGUGAAGGAAGAGCUGCAUCCUCUGGAGAAGCUGCUUUGGAUUUGUAUAAAAUCAAGGAUCGUGGAUUUUGUGUGUCUGGGGAGGAAAAGACAGCCAACAGCAAACUCUGCUAACCUUUUUGUUUUUAAGUCACACACAGUCCUGCUCAGCACAGCAGCCUAGGGAGGCAUGGAAUAAAAUCUCUCCCUAUGUCCCUUGGCAAGGGAAUGGAUUUUGAAUGGGACAUCAGAGCUCCCUUCUGACAGUCGGGACAAUUGGAUGAAUUUGGUGUGCACAGGCUGGUCCUUAAGCUUCUGAUAUUCACAUUUUGCACUGGGCUGGAGUCCUUUGUGCCCCAGCACAGCUAAAUGGGAACUUGACCUGAGCUCUUUUUAUGGCUCCUGGGCCAUUAGGAAUACAAAGGCCUUGACUGAUCCCAAGCAUGAGAAAGCACAAAACACAAAAGCUGGUUACUUAAUGGGAAAAUUGAGCUGAUUCCCCCUCAGACUGUAAUUCCAAGCCUUGUGUAAAUGCAGUGGAAAAGUGGGACUUGGUCUGUUGAAAUUAAGAGCCUUCCCUUCAAUCCUUGGUUCCCUGUGCAGGCUACAGGAGGGAGCAAUCCGGGAACAGCGGAACGCUCAGAUCUUGCCUGCAGGUUCUGCACACAGCAAACAGCUCCGUGGGUUAUGGGGGAUAAACUGGGAAACCCGGCAGGUGACUGCAGAAGCCCCAAGAUCAUAGGAAGAAAUGCACUUUUCCAUCCCGGAAUUCUGCCCUGGUGCAAGCACCUGCUUGGCAGCCCAAGUGUGCUUAAACUCCGGGACGCGUUGCUGUGGGGUAUCCCUGGGAAAGGUCAGCUCGUGGGGGGAUAGAAACAAACGAAUGCUGUGGAGUAACAGUUGUGAUGGUCUUUCAGACUAACAGGGAUGCCAAAGGAAAAAUAUGAUCCUCCAGAUCCUCGCAGAAUUUACACCAUCAUGUCAGCGGAAGAGGUGGCCAACGGGAAGAAGUCGCACUGGGCUGAAUUAGAGAUCUCGGGGAGAGUGCGGAGCUUAAGUACAUCGCUGUGGUCGCUGACACACCUGACUGCUCUGCACCUCAAUGACAACAACCUUACUCGCAUUCCACCUGAUAUUGCCAAGCUUCACAAUCUGGUUUACCUGGAUCUGUCAUCCAACAAACUCAGAAGUUUACCAGCAGAACUAGGAAACAUGGUGUCUCUCAGGGAAUUGCUUUUAAAUAACAAUCUGUUACGGGUUUUGCCUUAUGAACUUGGACGGCUCUUCCAGCUGCAAACCCUGGGUUUGAAAGGCAAUCCUUUAUCCCAAGAUAUUCUCAGCCUCUACCAGGAUCCAGACGGAACCCGAAAGCUACUGAACUACAUGCUUGACAAUCUAGCAGUUCACCCAGAGCAGCUGCCUCCAAGGCCAUGGAUUACUUUAAAAGAACGAGACCAAAUUCUGCCCUCAGCUUCAUUUACAGUUAUGUGUUACAAUGUGUUGUGCGAUAAAUACGCCACCCGGCAGCUCUAUGGCUACUGCCCAUCUUGGGCACUCAAUUGGGAGUACAGGAAAAAGGGAAUCAUGGAAGAAAUCGUCAACUGUGAUGCAGAUAUCAUUAGUCUUCAGGAAGUGGAAACGGAGCAAUACUUCACCCUUUUCCUGCCAGCCUUGAAAGAACGGGGAUACGACGGAUUCUUUUCUCCAAAGUCACGUGCCAAAAUCAUGUCCGAGCAGGAGAAAAAGCAUGUGGAUGGCUGCGCCAUAUUCUUCAAAACAGAAAAGUUCACGGUGGUGCAGAAGCACACGGUGGAGUUCAACCAGGUGGCCAUGGCCAACUCGGAGGGCUCGGAGGCCAUGUUGAACAGAGUGAUGACCAAGGACAACAUCGGAGUCGCCGUGGUGUUGGAGGUGCACAAGGAAUUAUUUGGAGCAAGUGAGUACAGCUGUGGUAUGAAAUCGCUUCACGUGGACAAGCAGCUGCUCAUCGUGGCCAAUGCCCACAUGCACUGGGACCCUGAAUACUCAGAUGUGAAACUCAUCCAGACCAUGAUGUUCGUCUCAGAGCUGAAAAACAUCCUGGAGAAAGCCUCAAGCAGGCCCAGUAGCCCAACAGCAGAUCCCAACUCUAUCCCUCUGGUGCUGUGUGCAGAUCUCAACUCACUGCCUGAUUCAGGUGUAGUGGAGUACCUGAGCAACGGCAUAGUAGCUGACAACCACAAGGACUUCAAGGAGCUGCGCUACAACGAGUGUCUGAUGAACUUCAGCGGCAACGGGAAGAACGGAGCCUCGGAGGGCAGGAUCACGCACGGCUUCCAGCUCAAGAGCGCCUACGAGAACAACCUGAUGCCUUACACCAAUUACACUUUUGACUUCAAAGGUGUGAUUGACUACAUUUUCUACUCCAACACUCACAUGAACGUGCUCGGGGUCCUGGGGCCAUUGGACCCUCAGUGGCUGGUGGACAACAACAUCACGGGCUGCCCGCACCCGCACAUCCCCUCGGACCACUUCUCGCUGCUGACGCAGCUGGAGCUGCAGCCGCCGCUGCUGCCCCUGGUGAACGGGGUGCACCUGCCCUCCCGCAGGUAGUGCUGCCCCACGCCUGCCCCACGGACCUGUACACUUGUAAAUCCCACUGUAUAGGAGUGAAGUAUGGCCAACCUUCAGCUGCUUCUCCGAGCUCCUUUCCUUAUGUGUUUGAUAUGAGAUUUUGCACAUUUUGGUGCAUAUCGGUAUCAUUUGGCACUAGGGCUGGAACCAAAGUAUUAUUCCCCUUUCCAGGUUUUUAAUUUAAUUUUUGUUUGUGGGGGUUGUUUUGUUUUUUUUUGUUUUGUUUUGUUUUUUACUUUAAGCCAGCUUUUUCUUUUCAGUAGGAAACUGCACUUCUAAAUGGACAAAAGAGAUUUAAAAACUUGCAUUUAACGUGUUUCAAGGUAAUGCUUUUUUCCAGAACGUGGCAAAUUGAGCCAACCUUUUAGGAGAAAGAAAAACAAAACUAGAGAUGCUUGUUUUGUAGGAAGAAUAUUAGAAAUACCGUUUGUUUGAAUCCACAAUGGAGACUCAACUCUGCAUCCGACAUUAAUUUUGCACAUUAGCAAAGCACUUAAUACCCGACUAUAAAUGAUUGGCAGCGUGGCCCUGCCCCUUGUCUCAGUACUAUCAGAAAACCAAAGAUUGCCAAGUAUCUGUGAUCAAAAUCGAGCUCUAAAUCCUCCUGAUACCAAUUUCUUUGGGAGCUGUUGUCAGUCAGGGCUGAAGUAAAAAGCUGCUGGUUCCUUCCCAAAUGUUACUGCUCUUUGGAUGUUUUGAAAAUCCUUGUUUUCUUUCCUUUUAAUGCUCUGGGUGGCCAGUUUAAAACCUUGUGCCUCAAGAGGCAUUAAACGUGAUGCAAUUUUCUGAAAAAAAAAAAAAAAAACAACAAAAAAAACAAACAAACAAAUACCUGUUUGGCUGCUUAAUGUUUAAAAAAAACAAAAGGCACAGUGAUAGGAAAAGGUCGUGUCUGUGUUUUUAAGUUUUUCUUUAUUCUGCUUUUUUGCUGCUAUAAGAUUUUCUUGAAUUUCUAUUUGAAACUUUUCAUGCACUUUACUGUUUCUAGUCUCCAAAUGUGAUAUUUUUAAUAAAUGAAAAACAUUUUCCAUUAUGUGAAUGAAAUUUUUAAGCAGAUUGAUAAGCCUAUAUUUAUGUCUCAUUCAUAUACUUCAAAAAAAAGUCCAAUUUGAAUUGUGAAAUUAGUUUUAAAUACUAAAGAGCCAUCUCGUGUCUUGCUAAACUGCCAAGUCAGGCUGUUCCUCUUUAACUAAACAUUUCCUUUGUCAUUUUAUACACAGGAAAUUUUCCAUAGGGGGGGAAAAAAGAUAUAUCAAUUGGACUUAGAGGAGAAACUAUUCCCUGACUCUGGAUUGGGGGCCAGGGAGGAGGGGGUGGAGUGGGCCAGAAUGCAAAAGUAGGUUCAGCAAAGUGACACCUCCCUUGGAAAAGUGCCUAAAAACGGGGGUGUCAUCUAUAGUCUGGGAUCAAUUGGAAGAAAUGGGAGCUGGGGGAAAUUCCUGCACAGCACUUGCUUUGUGCAAAAAGAAAACAAAAAGAAAUUGGGGGGUGGGGGGAAGAAAGGCCUUUCCAGAGAUGGUUUUUCCUCUGGGCGCAGGUAUCUCUGUUGGAAUAUACCUCAGCAUUCCCUACCUGGCCAUGGCACAUGGAUUGGAGAGCACUGGAAAGUAGAAUAGCAUGAAAAACUUAAUUUUGUGGACAUUACCUUUCUGUAUUCAGCUGCUGUAUGCUUUUUGGGGAGGGGGGAUGCUCCGUCCCGGAGGCGUGUUCUAACCCGCUCCUCCUGUUCCUCCACGCACGGCGAUCCCAGCCUGAGCAGUGUUUCCUAACCAUACUUCACUCCCAAUUUUUUUUUUUUUUGAGCUGUUUGUAUAAAAUGGAAUUUCCAAUUUGCCCUUGAUUGUCUAUGAACUGCAGAGGAGCCCAUUUAGUAAUAAAACUCAAAACCCAGCA